AUGGGACGGGCUGACAAUCCUCCCAGAAACGUCAUCGGAGCAACCACUGAGUCCACAUCGAAGCAGGACCAGUGGUUCUCAUGGUACAGGUGUGGGCUACCUGAAGAGGAGGAGGACCCUGAGAUCGAUGUCGUCGGCCUUGAGGACUCCUCCACAAAACGACACAGGGAAGAGAGCGACGACGAGGAGGAGGCUGCUGCGAAGAGGCCGAGGAUUACAGGAACAACAGGGGACUCUGCACCGCCGGAGCUUCCGAAGAGACGGCCCCCACCCUACAGUCUCCAUUCCCCCCGUUCCCGGCAGCCGCCGGACAUCAACGGUGAGAGGGCAUCAUGCACCAUGGCAGAGACGGAUGCGGGCAGAAUGGAAAAGUACAAGUCUAUGAUCUCCACAGUGGGGAAAAAAGUAGGAAUCGGUCCAGGUCUCAUUGCUGCCAUCAUCUCCAGAGAGUCCAGGGCUGGAAAUGCAUUAAAAGGAGGCUGGGGAGACUAUGACACAGGCAGAGGAGCGUAUAAUGCCUGGGGACUGAUGCAGGUUGAUGUCAAUCCAAAAGGAGGCGGACACACAGCACGUGGUGGUUGGGACAGUGAGGAACACCUCUGCCAAGGCACUGAGAUCUUGGUUGGUUUUAUCAAACGCAUCUGCGACAAAUUUCCCAGCUGGAGUGUGGAGUGGCAGCUGAAAGGAGGGAUAGCGGCCUACAAUAUGGGGGACGGAAACGUCCAUUCCUAUGGCAAAGUGAAUGAAAACGCAACAGGAAGAGACUACGCCAAGAUGGUUGCCAGAGCGCAGUGGUACAUUAAAAUUAAAAACUAUUACUGAAGCUGUCCACAACAGAAAUCUCCAAAAGAAAUCUCCUGCAAAUCAUGAGGAAACACUAAAUGAACAUUAUUUGAAACCAAACCACAAACGAUAUCUCCAUUUAUUGCGCUCAGUGUGAACUUUGCA
Molecule: messenger RNA, 948 nt
Organism: Anarrhichthys ocellatus (wolf-eel)
Lineage: Eukaryota; Metazoa; Chordata; Actinopteri; Perciformes; Anarhichadidae
Product: lysozyme g-like
Biological process (GO): peptidoglycan catabolic process; defense response to Gram-positive bacterium
Cellular component (GO): extracellular region
Molecular function (GO): lysozyme activity
Source: RefSeq, a predicted model, not a curated record